Porites evermanni is the source of this 7903-nucleotide messenger RNA. The record is from the annotation of a GenBank genome assembly. NCBI's taxonomy places the organism in Eukaryota, Metazoa, Cnidaria, Anthozoa, Scleractinia, Poritidae.
GGUACCAAAGUCAGCCAUGAUGGAUUAUCAAAAGGUACUAUCAGGGAAAUUUAUCAUUUUCAGUUCGUAGUUUUCAAUUGUUAGAGAGUUACUGGUGAUAUUAAUUGCCGUAUUUCUAGGUCCUCUACUUAUAACUGGUAAGGCUGUAGAGAGUUUUCGAUUUGUUAGCAACCCAAAUUCUGUUGUCUGUCGGUUCUGUUGAAAUAACAGCUUUACGUAAACUUUAACUUGGAGGUAAACUAAGCUCAAAUAGUUUUAAAGAGUAAUGCCAGGCUUCUACUGUAGAUAUGGUUUACAAGGAAAUCGUAGUUUUAAGAAACUAAUCGUGAUUGUUUUGUUAUUAUUCAGAACCAGAAGAUAAAGAAGCUUGAGGUAUAGCUUCCUGUCUCAGUGGGCUGCCACAGCGCUGCUCAAAAUUUGCAAACCGGAAAUUUUCCAAUUCUCUUCAUUUUUCGGGAACGGUCUACACUGUUAACAAUCAUCUGACAUCUUUUCUACGAAACAAGGAAGUUACCGUGAUUGAAAGGUUCAGUAUUAGAACCAUUGCAAUUGUUUCAUGAUUAACUUAAUAACGAAGUAAUAUAUUGUUUUGCCAGCAUUAGGUUACUAAUAAAACAAAGAAUUCUCUGCAAGGUUCAUUUAUCUAAGGUAACCGUCAAUUUCAAGGAUCUGAAUCCUCCCCCCCCCCCACCCCAGCUCACUCUCACCACACUCACACACACACUUAAAAUACCUACAUGCCCCUGGCAUUUGACCUAAGGUUACCUCUGUAUAGUUGGGUGAAUUUGACACAGAAAGAGUGCUACAUAUGUACAUGUAUGAAAUGAAGGCGGUGUUCACUGGUUUUACUUGUGUGACACUACUUUCAGAAAAUAAAUAUCUCCCCCUCUUCCAAAAAAGAUAAAAAAAAUUUAGGGGUGGGGAGGUUCAAAAAUAAUAAUUGUAAUGUAUGAAGCUACAUACUUUGGAAUUUGCACAGCAAAAGAGGAUCAUAGAACUAAGCCUUAUGUUGAUCUUAGUAUCAAUGGUAAUUAUUGGGACAUUUAAUUUUGUUGUCCUGACAGCCAGCAGUCAUAGUGAGAAAUUUGGCAAAAAUUGUUCAAGAAAGUAAAGUGCACAGGGUUGGUCUGGGAUGAGAGUUACAACUGGGGCUUUUUUUGUGGAAAUAUUGACUGAUACAUGUACAUGAAAUUACAAAAAAAAAAGAAAACAAACAACUGUGCGGCUUAGACAUAGCACAUUGUACAUCUUGGACAUCAGUUUUGUUGUUUUCAUUUAAUAUAUUAACUUGUUACUCCUUGUUACUUCGUCAGUGUGGAAUGGCAGAGAAAGAGGUCAAGGCAGGGUUUAGUCACAGCCAUAACUUAGAGCAGUAUGUUUUGCUUGCCAAGUCUGCGCGAGGAGCUGGACUUGUUGCCCUUAUAAAUCAAGCAUUAGAGGCUCCUGGAGUGUUUGUUUUUGGAGAACUUUUGGAAAUGCCUUCUGUGAAAGAGGUAUGCCAUAUGACAUUGCCUCCGAAAAUCUAUUAUGUAAAGGUAUAAUAUUAGUGACGGGAUGUUAAAGUGCGAGUUCUGUAACUGGAGCCACCUAGACAUAGUUGACCAAUCAGACUCCCCGACAGUGUGUUAAAUGGGUCAUUCAAAAAAUUAAUAGCAAACAGUCGCUAAUUUAUCGUCUUGGUGAUGUCUACUAUAACAGGAGUUGACUGAUUAUGAAACAAAAUUUAUGUUGUAGACGUUUUGUAUGGUAAUAAGUACAUACAUGUAUUUUCAUUUAUGGUAUUAGUUGGAGAAUUCAGAAAAUGCAGCAUACUGGAAACUUUUAAACAUCUUUGCAUUUGGAACAUAUGGAGAAUACAAAGGUACAAUAUGAAUGGUUUCAUGCUUGACUUUUUAGAAUCAUUUCUCUCACAGCAGAAGUAUAGAAAUUUUGUUGAUGAUGACUAUUGUAUAUUUUUCAGCAAAUUCCAGCUCCCUACCUGCCCUUACUGCUCAACAACUAAAGAAACUGCGUCAUUUAACAAUAGUAUCAUUAGCUGCUAAGUCAAAGGUAAGUGAAAGGUGCUUACAAUCAUUGGUUGAGACAACAAAUAUAAUUGUAGGAAAAUAGAUUUAGCAGUCAUGAAACCUGAGCUUAUUCCUGUUUUUAGAAACAUGAAGCGCCUACAUUGUAGUACACCUGUAGGGGUAGACAUGUAUAUUGUAGCUACUCUCCCAACCUCCUUCCCUCUCCUCCCCUUCAAUGGAGAUUCUAGUACAUCACCAGGUUACACACAGUAGCAUGUUGCAGGCUCAGUAGGUGAGAGAUGGGCUGUAGUACUCCCUCAGAGUUGCUAGCGGGUAGCGCCGAUAAAUUGGUGGCAUUGUUUCAGACAAUUAUUAUAAAAAAGGAAUCCUUGUAGGCGACCACUGCAUGACAUAGAAUCUCACGCAGAGAGUGGAACAUAAGCUCACUGAACAUUGAACGCUUUGGUUAAGUGAGAGAAUGAGAUGCAGGAGAAAAAAAACUAGGAAAUCUGUGACCAUAAUUCCAUUAAGUAAAUCUGUGGACAACAAUAUCAAAAGUGAUUAUUUGUCAGAAACCUGUUCACAACACCCUUCCCAGCACCAUACAUGUAGUUUCACUUCUAGACCCCCCUCCCCCUCCCCUCUUUCCAAGAAUUAGUGAAAGCAAUGCAACACAGACAAACAACUCAGUCAAAAUGAGCCAGCAGCUGGCAAUUUUCCACUUACAGUGGACAACAUGCUACUUAUUCAUUACUUAAUAAUGGUAAGUGACAUCCUCGCAUCACAAUCAGAAGCCCUAGCUGCCGGCAACAGCAUUAAUUUUACCCUGCCUACUUCUGCAAAAGAUUUUGACCAGGCUGGACAAAUUCAAGUUUUGUAUCUAAAUGGGACAUUAAAUAAUUUUUCAAAAAAACAAAAAAAAAGCAUGUUAAGUAGUUCUUUUAAUUUUUCAGCAAUGUAAAAUUACUAUAACUAUUAUUUUUCUUAGUCUGUUUGGAAUCAUUUCCACACACUUUUCGAUUUUGUGCCUUGGUACCAUGAAAACCCAUUUGCAAAAUUCCUUUUGUUGUGUUUAUGUAAAAUAAUCAGUUAGUUAAAGUAUCAGCUUAACUUACAGGUACAUUGUAUCCGUAGGCCCCACCUCCUGGCUGGUGUUUUUAAUAGAAAGCUUUUAUGUUAAAAAUAAUAACAGAUAAACAAACAGACAAAACAAAACAAAACAAAGCAAACAAACAAACAAAACAAAACAACACACAUGCACAAAAAAAAAACAUAAUUAUGUGCCAUAAAACAUGCCCCAAGAAUACUUGUAUUUUUGGUGUCAGUUCUGGAACUAAAAUAUUUUGUCCGGUUAUUGCAGUUUAUACCUUACAGCUUGUUACUACAAGAGCUCGAUAUCAAAAAUCUAAGAGAACUAGAGGUGACGUGUCUUAUUUAAUUAUUAUUGCAGAUAAUUUCCUUCAGAUAGGAUGCCAAAAAAUAAAGUUAGAUAAUGUUGGGAAAAGUAUCUGUUAUUAUGGAUUGUGUGAAAAACAGAACCUUUGCAGCUAUGAGUGACAUGACCUUCCUUAUGUAAAAAAAAUAUAUAUAUAUAUAUGGGAUGCAUAUAUAAUUAUUAUGGGAUUCAGUAUACAUGAGUCAGGAAAUAAAAAGAGGGUGAAACCCUCGGCCAGUUUCAAGAAGACUGUGUUAUACAGCUCAUAUUUUAUAGGAUUGAGAAUGUCUGAAAAUCAUAAAAGUGAAUUUUGUAGAAAAAAUUAUUUGGCCAUCCUGACAAGGCGUGGAACAGUUUAAAGCCUGAGUGGCCAAACACACAUGGAAGAAAUACACCCUACUUAGGUGUACUUGAAGAUAUGGUAAGCAUCUUUAAAAAUUGCUUUGAGCACCUCGUGACAAAUCCUCUUCUCUAGAAUGAAGGCAUUGCAAGAGGAUGACCUUUGACCCAUGCCGUGUUAAAAGGGAUGAAGGACUUUUUCAAAAGUAUAGUAUUAACUAUCUGGUGCCUUAUGAUGGGGUAAAACUUAGUCUGAAUGCUUACAUUUGCAGGAUUUAAUAAUUGAUGCUAUUUAUGCGGAUAUUAUCCAUGGAAAGUUAGAUCAGAAAAAUAAACAGGUGAGAACUGUCAAGAGUGAUCAAUAUCUUGUUUCUCCUAAAUCUUUCACUAGUGUAUCACUAUGUUUGAGAAAAUAAUAAUAGAGAAAAUGACUCACUUGAUAGAGAUCUAGAAUUUAGAAAUUUCUAGUUUAUAUUUACCACAGAAAAAAUACAUUGUUUGUUACAUGAUAAUUGACUAUUAGAGCAUCUGAUAGCCUGUGAACAGGCCUUUGGUUGAGCAGGGAACUUUCCUUGCUAUUUUUUCCCCAAACAGAGAGCCUGUUCACAGGCCAAGCAUCUGAUCUAGAGCUUGGUGGGUCACGAGUCCCAUUCUCAACUGGACUUACAUUUUUUUUUUCUGAGCUUUCUGAUGAUUGAUUUCUCCUUUCCCUAAAUAAUAAUAAUAAUAAUAGUAAUAAUUAUGAUAAUAAUGAUAAUAUUAUUAUUAAUUAUUAUUAAUAGUAAAUAAAUAAUGUUUGUUAAUGAUAAAUACCAUGUUAUUAUUUUUUUAAUGCACUGUAAUAAUAAUAUUUUUCUGGUUGUUGAUUUCUCCUUCCUUCAACUAAUUUAUUAAUGCACCCAUCACCUGUUUUUUUUCUUUUUACAGUUAGAGGUAGAUUUUGCCAUAGGCAGGGAUAUCACACCUGAGACGGUAGACAGAGUAACAGAAGUUUUACAAGACUGGUAAGUGUAGACUCUUCCAAUUUUUUGUUCUUUUUCUUUCUUUCUUUUUUUUUUUUCAAGUUUUGAUAAAGACCCGUUAGCAAAUAUCCAUUUACACUGCUAGAAAAAGUGCCUUAAAAUAUGAAAACUUACCUGGUUUAAACGUGAUACGUACAAAGCGAGCGUGGAUAUUACUCCUCAAAGUGUCCGAAUUAUCAGUUCUAUUGAAAAGAACUGUUAUCAAAAGGGUCCUGUAACUAAUUAAUAACAGAACUAAAAAAUAAAAAAUAAGUCGAAAGGGGAAAAUGAAGUAAAAUAACCCUAAGAAAUCUAAGAGUCAAAAAUAAAAAUCUGCAAAAUCAUUGACUUAUAAGAAUGAAAAGAGUUGUGAAUUAUGGAAUACUAUUUUAAAACUCUUUUAAAUUACUUUUAAAAAGUAACCUAGAAUUUAAAUUUCUUAAAUGCUGAGGUAAAGUAUUGUAAACUAGAGCCCCUUGAAAGGCAAAACUUCUCCGUCCAAAUUCUAAUUUGGCUUUGGGGAGUUUUAGUGAACCAAAUUGUUUCUAGUGUUAAUGUUGUGUUCAAUUUUUGUAAAAUAUCCUUUAAAAGGGGUACAGACGUUAUCUUAAAGACAAUCAAACACAAGCUGGCAGGACUGUCUCUUUAUUAAACUCUCCACUGUCGAUGACUUUCUGACUUCGACGUUCAAUGCUUUCAAUUCGACUUUUACGGGAACGUGACCAAUAGAUACCCAAAGUUCCACAAUACGUAAAAACAAGUUCAAUCAUUGCUUUGUAGAUUUUCUCAGCACUCAGUUCAAGGAAUGCCAGUUUGAUUUUCAUUCUCUAUUUUUUAUUGCAGGUGUGAAGGAUGUGAGUCAGUCCUUCGUAGCAUAGAAAAACAGAUACAAAGAGCAAAUUCACACAAAGAAAAAAAGCAGAAACAGAAGAGUCAAGUCGAAGUAGAGGUAACUGCUGUGUCCUUUUAGGUUGUUUUGUACACCCUGGGUGCUAGGCUUUUAUGUGCGGUUCCUGGUCUCGGUCAAGUCUUUUAUAGUGCCUCGCGCGAAAAGCGACAAGUUUUUUCUAGUAGCUUCAGACUUCGGGCGAAGAUCUGUCACCCUCCUACUACAUUAAAGAAAACCGUCGCACGCGACAAGAAACCUCUGGUAGUCCAGGGUAAAAAAAAUGUAACAAAAGUUCUGAAUAAAGAGGCUCUUCUUUGCCACAAUUGAUAGCAGCCAACUGGUUUGCUUCUUAUCAGUCUAUUUUGGUAUCAUUUUGUAUUUGAUAUGGAUUUGUGUUAAUAUCUCUUAUAAUUUUAUUGGAGCACCUAAAUGCUCUUCCACUCUAAUUGCGUCAUUGCAUUUUCCGUUUUCCUACUGCAAGGGAAAACCAUAACAAAACUGGCAUAUUAAAUCGUCAGAAGCGGGCAACAUAUUCCAAACAGGGUCACUUUGCAGGGCGGAUCCCGGAUUAUUCUUAGGAGGGGGUGCACUCGUCUCUUGCUCUACUUCAACACCAAUAAACCACAUAGUUUUUUUUUUUUUUGGCAGAAUACCAGUUGUAUUAGAAAACCGCAGGUCAUCUCAGAGGGGGAGGGGUGGGGAGGGUGCGAACUCCCUGCACCCUCCCCCUAGAUCCGCCCCUGCAAAGUUUGGCCAGUCAAAAGUUGUUUAAAAAACAGUUGGGUCAAGCUACGGUGGUUGGGAUUCGUUGUUUUCUUCCUGUGCUGUGAUAGGUUAAUGAGGCUGCAAUCUCUAGGCUCGAUACCUGGUGUCAUUCCAUGAGCGCGCGCGAACAACUGGUAAUGGAGCUUAUGUAAUCUCUUCAAUGAUUAAUCCAUUUUUGUUAUUUUUGCUUAAGGUUGAAAAUUUGAAAAAGGUGAUCAAGGCAUCUUCUCAGUCUGAUUUGGACAGCGGAGCCGUUUCAGGAAUGCCGGCUGCUUAUCACAGUCAACAAUAUCAACAGAAAGCUCCAACUACAACUAAAACCAAAGGGUCAGUUUUAUUACUCUGCUAAUUGGGAUAUAAGAGCGCAUUGUUGGGUUCUCAACCUUUUACUAAUGGCCUCUUUAUAUAAGCGCGUCCUUGUUUGAAGGUGGUUACACUCUUUCUUUUUUUAAAGGAUGUUAAGAAUGUUUUAUAAGAAAGGGCGAAUAGACCUUUCCCGUAUUCCGCUCCAGCGAGCAAGCAUGAAGGAAUAAGGUCGAGGCUCGGGUGGACUAUUUCAUACAAAUCACUGUAUUUUUUCCACCCGAGCCUCGACUUGAUGCCUUUGUUUACAGGAAUGCGGGAAAGGUUUAUAGAUGGCGUGAGACACAGUCACUUUUCUGGUGGUCCUUGUACCAUUUUACCUGGCAAAUUUGGCCAAAAAGAAAAUAGAACACGGUUUUUCUUGUCGUUCUAGUGGGAAAUUUCCGGGAGCAACGGAACAUCUGAAGAGGAAGUCCUUUUUUUUUUUUUUUCGGAGAGAAUGUUUCAAACGGAAAUUCGUUUACCAUUUGCUAAAUCCCAUAUUUGAUACUAAUGCUUCCCCAGCCGUUUUUAUGGUAAAAGGAUCAGAUAUAUGCAAAUGGUAUUGACGAGUCUGGAAUGAAGUUUAACAGUCCUGAUUUUGUCUUACCAUUUGCCCGAUCUGUGAACCGACCGCUUUGUCAUGUAAAUGGUAAAAAACCCUUGUUUCUCGUUUCUCUUGUUAAUGAGGUAACGCUAACCAGCCCAGCCCAGCUUUUAAGAAGAGCCUUUCAGGCAUCCGCUGCCCAAAGGUGAUGUUACACGGGACGAUUUUUAGGACAACAGAGCGCUGCAAUGUUGGAACAAUGUUGUAACCAUUCGAAACAAUGUCGCAACAACGUGGCAACGCUUUGUUGCGCUAAAAGUCGUUGUUGCGAAUCGUCUCGUGUAACAUCACCUUAAAACGUACAGUAUCUUCAAACUUUAAGGUUUUGCUUCCGUCGUGAAGACUUACGUAAUAAGCCCCUUAAUUAAAAGUUAUCCCUGACAAAUAUUUUCCUUUCAGUUUUGAUGGAAAGGAAAACUGGCAUUUUUUCCUGGUUGAGGAAAACUUUGUCUAUGAACACUUGCUUUUUUACUUUGCAGAUUGCGCGGAAGCGGUAAAGUUUUUCAAGUCCGUAGAUGA